AUUUAGGCCGUGAAUUAUGUUUGGGCCGUUGGGCCACGUGUAAUAAGUAGGGACGGGGAUGCCUCUCCAUUAACCCUUGACUACUGCGCAGCUUCGCGCCGCACUGCAAGGGCAUCUCCAUCUCGCCGCCGCCGACGUUGCAUCCAUUACGAUCAUGAAUCGUGAGAAGCUUAUCAAGAUGGCUGGUGCAGUCCGCACAGGUGGAAAAGGCAGUAUGCGCAGAAAGAAGAAGGCAGUGCACAAAAGCCCAACUACAGAUGACAAGAAACUUCAGAGCACGUUGAGAAGAAUUGGGGUAAAUACUAUCCCUGCUAUAGAAGAGGUCAACAUUUUUAAAGAUGAUGUUGUCAUCCAGUUUCUGAAUCCCAAAGUGCAAGCUUCGAUUGCAGCCAAUACAUGGGUGGUUAGCGGUUCUCCUCAGACUAAAAAACUUCAGGACUUGCUCCCUACAAUCAUCAACCAGCUAGGUCCUGAUAAUCUAGAAAACCUACGAAGGCUCGCUGAGCAAUUCCAGAAACAAGCACCUGAUGCUGCUCCUGCUGCUAAAGGUGGAGAAGAAGAUGAUGAUGAUGUCCCAGAGCUUGUGCACGGAGAGACAUUUGAACAGGCUGCAGUGGAGAAACAAGCUUCAUAGAUAUGGAUCUUCCAACAAGUUUGCACUCUGUUUUCUAUGUUAUAAUUGUUGAGCCUAUUGCAAUUUGUGAUAGUAAUCAGAACCAGUUGCUUGGUUAGUGAAUAGGAGUUGACCUACAUUGGCUGAGCCCGAGUCAUGUUUUUUUGACCCUUAAUGUCGUGGAGAUUAAUAACAUUCAAGUAUUUUGAGCUUA
Messenger RNA from Zingiber officinale, 827 nucleotides. RefSeq names its product nascent polypeptide-associated complex subunit beta-like. Gene Ontology annotation, cellular component: cytosol; nascent polypeptide-associated complex. The record is from RefSeq and is a predicted model, not a curated record. NCBI's taxonomy places the organism in Eukaryota, Viridiplantae, Streptophyta, Magnoliopsida, Zingiberales, Zingiberaceae. The coding region runs from base 155 to 634 and encodes 159 amino acids. The transcript has 6 exons.